Messenger RNA from Oreochromis niloticus (Nile tilapia), 1412 nucleotides. It is a transcript of the gene pctp, whose product is annotated as phosphatidylcholine transfer protein. Gene Ontology annotation, molecular function: phosphatidylcholine binding; phosphatidylcholine intramembrane carrier activity. The coding region runs from base 61 to 702 and encodes 213 amino acids. Lineage: Eukaryota; Metazoa; Chordata; Actinopteri; Cichliformes; Cichlidae. The record is from RefSeq and is a predicted model, not a curated record. The transcript has 6 exons.
GGGAGCGGAAGUAUUGUGCUUGGCUGCGGGCUGGCCGGUGUGCCACAGUGAGAGUCCAUCAUGUCGCUGCGGUUUACGGAUGAGGAGUUCCAGAGUGCGUGGAAGGAGCUGGACGAGCCGCAGCUGGGGGGAGGAUGGGAGCUGUUCGUGGAGACGAUGGGAGUGAAAAUCUACCGGCUCUAUGACAAGGAAACUGGACUUUAUGAGUACAAAGUCUAUGGUGUGCUCACCACCUGCACUCCAGAGCUGUGUGCAGAUGUCUACAUGGACUUGACGUAUCGAAAAGAUUGGGAUGGAUAUGUGAAAGAGCUAUAUGAGAAGGACUUUGAUGGACAGUCAGCCAUCUACUGGGAAGUGAAAUACCCGUUCCCGCUGUCAAACAGAGACUAUGUUUAUGUGAGGGAGCGGAAAGACCUGGAUGUGGACGGCAGGAAGAUCUGGGUGAUCCUUGCCAAAAGCUCCCCGGAGACGCCGUGUCCAGAAAAGAGCGGCGUGCUGCGGGUCAAAGACUACAAGCAGAGCGUUUCCCUGGAGAGUGACGGAGCUGGUGGAACUAAACUUUUCAUGAAUUACUUUGACAAUCCUGGCGGAAAUAUUCCCACCUGGCUGGUGAACUGGGCAGCGAAGAAAGGGGUUCCAGGUUUCUUAACGGACAUGCAGAAGGCCUGCAGUAACUACAAAAACUACUGCCAGAAGAAAUGAGGGCAGCUGACGGGAAAGUGGCUUCUGGUCAAGAGCUUUGGUUGAUUUUUCUUUCUGUCUCUUUAGUUCUGGGAAGCAUUUUUAAAAUUGUAUAAUUACACUGAAAUUGCGUUUACGGGAUGAAUGUGGCUUUGUGUGGGCUGCUACUUGUUUUUUCUAGCAUGCUGUUGACUCAGGCAUGACGUGCAUGGCCGGCCACUCUGAUUAAAUAACUGCAGGGAAUCAAUUCAAGUCCUUUGUGCUGUAUUGAUUAAUACUGUGUUGUUUUGUUUGUGCAAUCUAUGUAAAUUCCAAUCAGGAUUAAUGGGAUGCCAUGGGAUAUUUUUUUAAAUUAAAUGUUUAUACAGAAGUUAUAGAUUAUUCCUUUUGGGCCUGUGUAGUGAAAUCUUGUAUAAAGUCAUUUACUGUAAAUGUGACAGAUGGAUUAUGUAUGUAGAUUUACUGAAGGUUUGAAAAGACUGGAAUCUGUUCAUUUUCGACUGCAUGUAGUUUAGAUAAUCUCUUUUUGUUUCCGAUGAAGUGAAAAUGAAAGUACCUUUUAAAGGUUUCGGGAGUUUUAGUCAAAGAUACAAUAUAAUCUCAGAUAUUGUAUAAAUUCAGGCUAUGUUUCCUGUUGAUACAGGUGAAUGUGGUUUUAUCUGGUCAUAAAAAGCCUAUUACUGUGUAAUAUUGCUUUUAUUGAUAUAAUUAAACUUUAAUUUUAAACUAUA